AUGAACGUCUUCAGUGCUUCGACGCGGCACCUGCGAUGCGUGCGGCACAUCUCGCGCCCUCAAUGGGGACGAGUCACCGUAGCGCGGCCCUUCACCAGGGGGCUUCAGACUGACAACGGCAUUCUCGACGAGAAGACAACCAAGCAGCUCGAAGAGAGCGGAGCUCUCGACAUUGCUUCGAUUGUUGCAGCACCGGAACUCCAACUCUCCAAGAUCAGAUACGCGCGAACCGUCCCCGUAUCGCCCUCCUACUUCUCGCGAACGCCGCGGUUUAACGAUGAGCUCGUCAAAGUCCAGAAUCUUCUCACAACAUUCAUGGACCUUCCUACCGUGCCUUCGCAACAAGCUCGCCGUGUCGCUUGGAAAAGCUUAGAUGAUUACCGUGCCUUCACCGGAGAACAGGUCAAAGCAUCUCAUUUCGGAAGAGCCCUCAAAAUCGCUAAGAGACUCAACACGAUCGAUCCCGCCCUCGCGCCAAAGCAGGUCAAGGAGGCCAUAGAAUUUUGGGUCAAGGAUAUUGAUCCGUUCGGGAACAAGCCGAAACCCAUCCCGAUUGAUAGGUUUGGAAGGGCCCUUGGUGUCGGAAAACGAAAGGAGGCCGUUGCCAGGGCGUGGGUUGUAGAAGGCACUGGCGAGGUGCUCAUCAACGGCAAGCCACUUACGGAAGCGUUUGGCCGGGUUCACGAUCGUGAGAGCGCGAUUUGGGCUCUGCACGCCACGCAGCGUAUGGACAAGUACAACGUUUGGGCUCUUGUAGAGGGCGGCGGUCCAACUGGCCAGGCCGAGGCCAUGACCUUGGCGGUGGCCAAGGCAUUGAUGGCCCACGAACCUGAUCUCAAGGCCGCCUUGCGAAGAGCCGGUUGUGUAACCCGAGAUCCCAGGGAGGUUGAGAGAAAGAAGGCUGGCUUUGUCAAGGCAAGGAAGAGACCAGCCUGGGUCAAGCGUUAA
Molecule: messenger RNA, 948 nt
Organism: Parascedosporium putredinis
Lineage: Eukaryota; Fungi; Ascomycota; Sordariomycetes; Microascales; Microascaceae
Source: the annotation of a GenBank genome assembly